UCCUUACACUAGAAAUGAAAUUGAAAUGACAAGUUUGCUUCAUAGUAUUAAUUUAAAAAUUACUAUUAUUCUCUUACGCGGGAAUACCAAAUAGUACUAAAAGUAAGCACUGUUAGAAUAAUAGCAUUCUGAGAGAAGCAGAUUUUAAUAUUUGUAACUUUAAUUAAUCUGUAACUAGUACGCGUUAUGUUAUAUAUUUCAAUUAUAAAGUAUUUCAAAUAUAAAAUAUUAUAAUGUGUUAUACAAGCGUCUAAAAUGUAUCGCAAUAAUUUAAAUAAAAGUUUGAAACCAACUUUGAAAUAUCAACAGCCAGUGUGUGCUGAAUCUAAAAAAAGUUUAGAAAAUACCAAUGUUUUAACAGAAAAUUCAGAGCGAAAUUUUAUUAGAAACACUAAAAAAAUUCUUAAUUUAUUUAAAAAACCUGUUAUCAGUCAUAAGGAGGAAAAACGGGAAGACAGUGCUUCAAUUAAGGGAAAAGAAAAUAAUACAAUUAUUGUUAAAGAAGGUUUAUCCAUUAUUACUGGUAGUAAUACAGCUAUCUUUAAUGUAGUAAUCGGUAAAAAGUCUAUGAGAAAACAUAAAAGAUGGGAAAAUGACGGAACAUUGGAAGUUACAGGAAAACAUGCGGUCUUAAAGGAUAUAGAAGGCAGUGUUAUUCAUAAAACUAUAAUUAAUCCAGAAGUUUUGAUAGAAGGCUUUAGAAUGUACAUAGAUAAUAAAGAAAUUGAGAUAAUUGACAGAGCAACAUCCAAAUACAUGCCCAAUAAAUCAAUCUUAGAAAAAGUUUCAGAACCGCCCAUAAAGAAGUUGAAAACUUCAAAUUCUAAUCCAUAUCUUCCUUUAGAGCCAUUAUGUAAAGAACUGAAAUUGAGAUGCUGUCCAUUGGUAAUGCCAUCUAUAAAUAUUUCAAAAAGUUGGGUAAAUCAUGAUAUGUCAGAAAAUGAAACAGAAGUAUUCGUAGAUACCUGUUUAGUAAAUGUACUUAGACCACAUCAACGUCAUGGUAUUGUAUUUCUAUAUGAAUGUAUUAUGGGCUUAAAGGUACCUAAUUAUUUUGGGGCAAUUUUGGCUGAUGAAAUGGGGCUUGGUAAAACAUUACAAUGCAUUACAAUUAUUUGGACAUUGUUAAAGAAAGGACCAUAUGGAUAUCCAAUAUUAAAAUAUAUAUUAAUAGUAACUCCUAGUUGUUUGUGUAACAAUUGGAAUAAAGAGUUUAAGCAUUGGUUGGGUUUCCAUAGGAUAUCUCCCUAUGUUGUAGACGCCAAAAACAAGUCAAAAGAUUUCAGAAAACAUAUAAGGAACUCGGUUAUGAUUAUUAGUUAUGAUAUGCUUACCAGAUGUGAACAAGAAAUCAAAGAAAUACCUUUUAAUUUAAUCAUAUGUGAUGAAGGACAUAGAUUAAAAAAUAAUGAUAUAAAAGCAGCAAAGAUUUUAUGUAACUUGAAGUGUAAAAGAAGAAUUCUUUUGACUGGAACUCCAAUACAGAAUGAUUUGCAAGAAUUUUUUACUUUGAUUGAUUUUGUAAACCCUACUAUAUUAGGCAACAAUUCUGAAUUUAAAAAUUAUUACGAAAAACCUAUUGUUGCAUCACAAAGCCCUACUGCACCAGACCAUGUUGUAUCUCUUGGGACUGAAAGAGCUAAUGAAUUACGUGAAAAAACUAAAUGUUUUAUAUUACGUCGUACACAAGAAACAAUUAAUAAGUACUUACCUUCUAAGCAUGAAUUAAUUGUAUUUUGCCGUUUAUCGAUCGAGCAACAAGAUUUAUAUUCGCAAGUUACGGAUUCAUGGUUCAAUAAAAGUCUAUCAAAUAAUAACAUACCACAUUUAGCAGUAAUAACAGCUCUAAAAAAGAUUUGUAAUCACCCAGAAUUAUUUUAUAAUGAAAAAACUGAGCUUUUCUGUAUUGAUACAAAAGGUAUACAUAAAACUUCUAAUAUAAGAGAUAGUACAAAAACAGUAUACUGUGGAAAAAUUUCAAUUGUACAAACAUUAUUGAGAAAUUUAAAAAAGACGGAAGAAAAAGUAGUAUUAGUUUCAUAUUAUACACAAACACUUGAUAUAUUGGAAACUGUUUGUAAUAAAGAAGGCUUACAAUUUCUUAGAUUAGAUGGUAGUACAACAAGUAAUACAAGAUCUAAGAUUAUAGAACGGUUUAAUUCAACCAGUGACAACAGUAAAGUAUUUUUAUUAAGUGCAAAAGCUGGUGGAGUUGGAUUAAAUUUACCUGGCGCAUCUCGACUUAUAUUAUUUGAUUCAGACUGGAAUCCAGCAUCUGAUUCACAAGCUAUGGCACGAAUUUGGAGGGAUGGUCAAAAAAAAGAUGUUUACAUAUUACGAUUACUAACAACUGGUACUAUUGAAGAAAAAAUAUUUCAAAGACAAAUUAGCAAAGCAAAUUUAAGUGAAACUGUGGUAGACCUAAAUCCUUUGUCUUCUUUUAAGUUGUCUAUGAGUGAAUUAAAGGAUUUAUUUACAUUAACAGUAAAUACGAAUUGUUUAACGCAUGAUUUAAUGAAGUGUUCUUGCAAUGGCUAUAAAAAAUCAGAGGAAACAUCAGAAAAAUUACAUCAAAAAGGUGCUACAGGUUAUCAAUUUCUAGGAGAUAAAACUUUAAAAUCAAAUUUCACCAUAAACCAGCUUUUGAAAUGGGAACAUUACCAACAACCAAUUUCGGAUAAAAUAAUUCAAGAAAUUAUGCUAUCAGAAGUAUCUGACAAUAUAACUUUUAUAUUAAAAAAUUCUGUAGUAAAUAAAACAGAUUGAAAUGAUAAAACAAAUAUUUAUACUU
Bombus pascuorum is the source of this 2791-nucleotide messenger RNA. Its product is annotated as DNA repair and recombination protein RAD54B-like. The coding region runs from base 256 to 2766 and encodes 836 amino acids. Gene Ontology annotation, biological process: reciprocal meiotic recombination; double-strand break repair via homologous recombination. Gene Ontology annotation, cellular component: nucleus. Gene Ontology annotation, molecular function: DNA translocase activity; ATP binding; ATP-dependent chromatin remodeler activity. The record is from RefSeq and is a predicted model, not a curated record. NCBI's taxonomy places the organism in Eukaryota, Metazoa, Arthropoda, Insecta, Hymenoptera, Apidae. The transcript has 10 exons.